UGAGACUGGGAUUUGAACGCAGUCUCCGUUUCACGGCACGGGACCGGUUGUUUUGAGCCGAGGCGGUCGGUUGAAGAUGUUGGUGCGAUGCUACCGGGGCAAGCUGUCGGUGUGGGCCGCUAUGUGCGUGCUGGUCCUCUGCUGGUUCUACGUGUUCCCCGCCUACAGACUCCCGCGCGACAAAGACAUCGUGGACGAGGUGCUGAAGCAGGGAGGAGUAUGGCAGAAGAACCAGACGGGCAUCGAUCUGUACAGGAAGUUGCUGACAGAGUGUUGCGAUCCGAGGAGAAUGUUUGCGGUGACAAAAGAGAACUCGCCGACGGGAAAGGUUCUGUGGUACGACGGCGAGUUCUACCACUCGCACACCGUCAACAACGAGACCUACCCACUCCUCGUCAAGGACAACCCUCUGCGCCUGCCGCUGAAGAAGUGCGCCGUGGUGGGCAACGGGGGCAUUCUGCGGGACAGCAAGUGCGGACGGGACAUUGACCAGGCCGAUUUCGUCCUUCGGUGCAACCUCCCACCACUGUCAAAGGAAUAUGUGGAUGACGUGGGAACCAGAACUCACCUGGUUACAGCCAACCCCAGCAUCAUAGAGAAAAGGUUCCAGAACCUCCUGUGGUCGAGGAAGGUCUUCGUGGACAGCAUGAAGGUCUACGGCUCCGGCUACAUCUACAUGCCGGCCUUCUCCAUGAAGACCGGCACCGACCCGUCGCUGCGGGCGUACCACGCCCUGGCCGACUCCUCCUCCAACCUCACCAUGCUCUUUGCCAACCCCGAGUUCCUGCGCACGGUGGGGAGGUUCUGGAAGGCCCGCGGCGUGCACGCCCGCCGCCUCUCCACGGGGCUCUUCCUGGUCAGCCUGGCCCUGGGGCUGUGCGAGGAGGUGACGGCCUACGGCUUCUGGCCGUUCUCCGUGGACCUCGACGAGCGGCCGGUCAGCCACCAUUACUACGACAACAUCCUGCCCUACAAGUGGUUCCACGCCAUGCCCGAGGAGUUUGUGCAGCUCUGGCACCUGCACAAGAGCGGCGCGCUGCGCGUGAGGGUGGGACGCUGCCCGGCCCAGGGGGGGGGGAGCUAAGAGCCCGCCCCCGCCCCCCCGGGCAAAGUUUCGGCGGGAGACGUUCGUAUAUCGCUCAGAGGGAAGGAGGUCGGCGUGGUCGCGGUGGUGGCGGUAGAACCGCGGGGGGGGGCCCCCGCAUUCGCCGCGCCUUGGUCCCCAGUCCCGCUGUCCCGCCAGCUAAUCCCUAAUUAUCAUAAGAAUGUCCUCCACCCGGAAACCGGCCUCACUGGGGACAGGAGACGCACACACACACACACACACAUUACCCAGUCACGCGAUGUCUCUAUUUCCCUAGUUUCUGAAAGUGUGUGUUUGUGUUUGUGUGUGUGUGUGUGCGUGGGUUUUUGUUUGCGUUGGGCCACAGCUGGGAGCUAAUUAUGUGUGACGGUCGGAUGGGUGAGGGAGGUUACUGUAUCCUACUGACGUAUGGGGCAGCCGGACCAAACACCACCACCCCUCCCCCCAUCUGAGUCUUACCAAACAAGGGGGAGGGGCUUAUAAAAGGCCCCGAAAGACUGGCGAAAUACUAGGAUCAAGGGAGAGAUAAUGUCAUCCUGCUACAUUGUUGCCUGAAUGGGACCGAAAUGUAAUGGACAAAAGGAAAAAAAGACAGGUGGGGGUUGGGGACUUGGGGUGGGAGGGGCAGGCCGGUAUGUGUAUGAAAGGAUUUUUGUCAGUGCUUUUCGGCAGCCGAGCGCUUGAGUCUUAAGUUCUACGUCCCCAAGAAUGUUCACCCGAGUUGCAUCGAACCCUUUGAUUGAAAGGGGGGAAACAUGUUGUAUAUGUGCGUUUCUGUUAGCCAAAUGUCAUUUUGAGUAUCAUUAAUGCUUUAAUUAAUUUCAACUUUUUGCGAUCACAAACAAACAUUCCUUCAGCAAACAGGCCUCCCACACACGGCGGGUCAUUACUUCUUCUCCAAGUGAACGUCUGUGAUUCAUUCACAGUCUCUUGGAAUCCGUACAAUCCCUGCCGAGUGCCAAGCCCGGGGGAACAGUGGUCCCUUUGAUACCCAGCCCAGGACUGUCCUAUUGCGCUAGAUGGUAAAAACACUGGUAUAAACACUGGAUAUGGCAAAGUGAAACGUCUUGAAGGUUGCACACAGGGGAGACGGGAAAAAAAAAAACUUGCUGAUGUCCACAGUGCAGACACACAGGGUCGUUUUCGUUUCCAAUACUUUGCCUUGCAGAUGGAAAACUUGAUUUUGAAAUUGUUUUUCUCUUUUUUUUUUAAACGUGCUAAAUGUGACCGUGCCAUUUUGUUGACGAGGACGACUCUGCAUGUAACGUGCAUGGAGCGAACCCGCAAUCCCUGAAAAUACCCCUUUGGGAUCAAGGUGCAGAACAUGUGGGUGGUUUGGUACUUGAUGCCUUUAUUUUACUCAUGGUGUGCGUCAGUGGGCCCCAGUGCCUUUUGAGACGUGUCGAGGCACAAAAAAAAAGGUGGGGGGGGGGGGGGAUUCAAACGAGGGAUUUUUUUUUUUAAUGCUGACCGUGUUGUUGACUCGGCGGAUCAAUCGAUAUGGGACAGUGAACCCAGCUGUUGUGUGAAGUGCACGUAGGAGAGCCACAUACUGCUGGACGAAGCUGACACAGAGACACUCAUCUGAAAUCCUAAAUGCUCGCGUCGCUCUCCGAGACUUUCGCUGCGCUCCUUCUGCUGUUUGUCAAUUGCACCUUUUAUUAUUUCCUCCACUUCCCACGUCUUGUGCAUGAGUGACAUGUGACAUGGUGGUGAUUAUGAGUCAGCAUGAUUUAUUUUUUCUUCCUUUUUUUAAAUGUCUACUUUUGAUGCGUUUCCUUUAGUUUCAGAUUCCUGUCCAUCCUACUCGAGGGAUCAAACGAGCUGAUGUGUCUUAUCAAAAGGGUGAUUAAUGUCGGUUCUGGUAGUGCACACGGGAAGAAAUCCUCAGUGGUUUACAGAUGUGAUUUGAUGUGGUAAAUCAGCAUGUAGUUAAACCGGCAAGUUGGUCGUCCCGCUGGGAGCCUCGGUCGUUCCAAAUUGAUAAGUAACCAUUACCCUUCAGUAAGUAAGGUGAUCAUCAAUUCGGAGCAUGAAAAUAAAAUGCCAGCUGCCGCCACCCCCUCCCACCCUCUCAAUUUCCUUGUCUUUGUGCAUCCUGUACGCAUUCACAUGGGGUCAGUUGACUGAAAGAGGUAAAGCAUUGGUCAUUCACAAUGGCAGAACUGUCUAUUUUCCUGGACACAUUUAUGUGGCUGCAGGGGGACUCAUUUGGUGUCAUAGAUCUGUUCGUGGAAAGGUCACAUGUUUGACCCCCCCCCCCCCCCCCCCCCCCC
Molecule: messenger RNA, 3360 nt
Organism: Pungitius pungitius (ninespine stickleback)
Lineage: Eukaryota; Metazoa; Chordata; Actinopteri; Perciformes; Gasterosteidae
Gene: st8sia1
Product: ST8 alpha-N-acetyl-neuraminide alpha-2,8-sialyltransferase 1
Exons: 5
Coding region: 77-1084 (335 amino acids)
Biological process (GO): oligosaccharide metabolic process; N-glycan processing
Molecular function (GO): alpha-N-acetylneuraminate alpha-2,8-sialyltransferase activity
Source: RefSeq, a predicted model, not a curated record